GCGCGAGGUCGCAUCAGUCGGGUUUCUGCGCUGGCCGGUGUUAUACGUGCGUCGUCUCGACUCUCAAAUCUCGUGUCAUUAUAAUUUUAAGUUUUUAAUUUAUAAAUUAAAGUAGCUUUAGUAAAGUAUUAUAUUAUAGGUAUUUAAGUGUAAGUCUUUUUAUAGUGCAUAUCGUAUUUUAAGUGUGCCGAAAAUCGUAAAGAAUCAAGUGUAUAAAAAUAAUACUAACACAAAGUCAUUCCAAAGUCUGCAGAAAAUGGCCAAAACUGAGAAGUCCUUCCCAAGAAACUUUACAGGAUGCUUAACAUGCGUGCAAGUACUCAACAUUAUGGUGCUGCUCGGUUUCAUGUUAAACUACGCGUUACGAGUGAACCUGACCAUCGCUAUUGUGGAGAUGAUCUAUGACCAAAAAGACAACCUGACUGCCGUAGCCAACAUCACGAACGGAACACAUCAUGUGACUGAGCACCCUGGGCACGUCGAGCAGACACGGUUCUUCUGGGACACGAAGCAGAAGAACCUCGUGCUGGGCUGCUUCUUCUGGGGCUACGUCAUGACAGAACUACCGGGAGGUAGACUCGCUGAAAUCAUUGGCGCAAGACGGGUGUUUGGCUACAGCACACUGUUGGCCAGUAUCCUCACGCUAUUGACUCCAGCGUCGGCCUCAGCUGGCUUCGGAUGGAUAGUCGCAGUCAGAGUAGUACUAGGCGUCUUGCUUGGUGCCACUUGGCCUGCCAUACUACCCAUGGCUUCCAAAUGGAUCCCGCCGAUGGAUAGAUCGAAAUUCAUGUCUAACAUGAUGGCAUCAUCUCUCGGUGCGGCAAUCACGAUGCCCAUAUGCGGCUUCCUCAUUGCUCAUUUCGGAUGGGAAUCGGCAUUCUAUUUCACCGGUAUAAUCGGCGUGUUGUGGUCUGUAGCUUGGUUCGCUGUUGUAUACGACUCUCCCGCCCAACACCCUCGCAUUACUGAAUCUGAACGCAAUUAUUUAAUGAAGGCUCUACCUCAGGACAAUAAUAAGAAAGGGCCCAUGCCGGUACCUUGGAAGAGUCUACUCUCGUCUUCUCCAGUUUGGGCCAUAAUCAUCACUCACGGGGCUUCGGUCUUCGGAUACUUUACCGUCGUCAACCAGCUGCCGACCUACGUCGAGAGCAUUCUGCACUUCAACAUCAAACACAACGGUCUUCUGUCGUCCUUGCCGUAUCUUGGGAAGUACCUGUGUGCGUUGGUGUCGUCCGUGCUGGCUGAUUACCUCAGGCGGAGCGGCAAGCUUUCCACCACCACCGCGAGGAAACUCUUCACUGGCUUCGCUGUUGGCAUACCAGGUUUGCUCAUGAUUGCUCAGGCGUCUCUGGGCGACGACCGGGUGUGGUCCAUAGCGAUGUUCACGUCCGCGCUCACUAUCAACGGAGCUGUGACCGCGGGCUACCUCGGCAACGGUCUGGACAUCGCCCCCAAUUUCAGUGGAACAAUCUUCGGUCUAGCGAACACGCUGUCUUCGUUCGGAGGGUGGGCCUCCACGUUUAUGGUCGGUGAACUCACGACGAAUAACAAUACGAUCGAACAAUGGAGGAUAGUCUUCUAUAUAUUAUCCGGGACUUAUAUCGUUGGAGCCCUUUGCUUCGUACUCUUCGGCUCCGGGGAACUGCAGCCCUGGAACUCACCAAAGAAAAUCAACGAAACCGAAGAGAAGAAAGAAGAGGAGCCUCUGAACGAGGAGAAAGUCUAAACAGGCGACGGUCAGACAGGGAAAUGGGAAUGACGUUAGUAAAUAAAGACAUAUGUCUGAUUGUUUAUAAGUCUGUGGCACAGUAGGGCUGUCGCUACUGCACCGACUUCAUUAUUGGUAAGAGAACUUAUUAAAAUUGAUUUUUUUAUACGAUAAAUACAUUUUGUUCAAUAUAAUUUCAUUACGUGGGUUUUGUUGGGACAUUGUUAAAAUCAUAGAACACUCAGCGCUAUCUGAUGGGGUUUUUGGGAGUAUGCGUGCUCCGUAGCUUCCCCGCAAUGGACUCGGAGGAUAGAUGACAAUAGUAUUUGAUUUAUUAUUUAACAUUUUAACAACCUGCGAUAUUAACGAUAAUAAAAUUUUCAGGUAAAAUCAAUCCAAUACAUAUACAAUAUACAAUACAUGGGAAUAGCAAAAACUUUUUUUUUUAAUUUAGUCUCACGCACACCCCUAAAAUGUUUUUACGGGCUUAUGUCGUGUUUAUUUUAAUUUAAAAUUUCGAAUUGCCACAAUUUCUUUAAAAACCAUUUUAAGGAUAUAAAGUCUUUAUUUACUAACGGACAAAAGUACAGUACCCGACGAUAAAUAUUGCACAUCGACCUUUGGAAAGAGACAAUCGGCUAACAUCGGUUCUGUAGAGCACUAUCUCUGUUUUACGAACCUCUAACAGUCCUACCGCACUGUACCGCAUAACAACGCCUGACAAACGUCACUUAGGCAGUGUGUGACAGAGAUAGCGCUCUACAUAACCGAUGUUAGCCGAUUGUCUCUUUCCAAAGGUCGACGUGCAAUAUUUAUCGGCGGGUACUGUAAGAACUUUUAUCAUACUUACUGGAACUGUAUUUACAAAUGUUGCCAUAAAAUUGAGCUUACUACGACUAAAAUACGAAUUUAUCGAGCUUACUAAUGAAUAGUCGAAAAUGUAAGUGUUUAUAUAGAAAUCGAAAUCUAUAGAAAAAUUUGUAUUUAAAUAUUAACCUGUCUGACAGACAAUUAGUAUUAAGUGUUGCCUCGUAUUCGUAUAUUCUUAUACUGUAUUAAUAAUUUAAAAACAAUAAAUCAUACACUUUUGUACAUUCUUUUGUAAAUAAUAUUUAUUUUUGUGUGAGAAUUUGGUGCUAAUUUCUAAUUACUAUUCGAUUUCUUAAACCUCCACCUCAUUAAAAAAGUAAAUUCUAUAAGUUCUAUAUUUUAGCUUCCUCUUAUCUCCGAUUUCUGUUGCAAAUUGCUUACAUAAAUAUUUUCGAAUUCAUUACAGUAUAACAUUAGUUUAGAUAUUCAACUAGAAAAAUCUUUGUAGUUUAGACGUUAUCAAUAAAUAUAGAUCCAAAUUCUCGCACUGAUAUUGACACGAGAAGAAAACGGCUUCGUCACACGUGUCCGUGUAGCGGGACACUAAGACGCUCCUUGUGUUAUAUAAAUAUAAAAAAUAAAAAUAUUAAAAAAAAAAACUCAAAAAAAGGCUGUUAAUGUAAUUUUAAGUAUUGUGAUUUAUUUAUAUGAAUACGUAACGUAUCGGCUCGCGCAAAGGACUCUGAAUGAUGAUUUAUUUAGUAUAACGGCGUACCCGAUGUCCACAUUCAUAUAGUGUGAAAUUAGAAAUGUGAGCACCCCUGAGCACACAUGAACACUCGUGAGCACGCGUGAGCACACUUCACGACGCGUCUAUACGAGCUUCCGAAACGACGGAAAAAACUUAAGCAAUGGCUCGGUAACAAACUUGGCCUAUCAACACACCGGAGCCAUAAUCAUGUAACUGGUCUAAGAAAUAUCUUGGAGCAGUUCGAAUAUAGUUCAUUCCAUAUCAGUGCUUCUGUCGUAGUACUGCAGGACACCUCUGUCGCGGUGACCUUCGGCUAAGAAGUUUAAAUAAAUCUACCGGAAGAUGAAUGUGGAUGUUAGGGUCGCAGAGACGGCGUCAGGAGUUCGGAACCCGACUCAUAAUUUAUAAUGUCCUAGUGUUAAUAGGACAAGUCACAAGUAUUAAGUCUUCGUUGGUACAAUUCAAUUUUGCAUUUAUACGUUCGUGUCGCCUGCGCUGGUAUUAAAAGUUGAUUCUGGGUUUUUUUUUAAAUAUACCUCAUUACCAUUACGGAAGGCGUAUUGGAGCAAUUAUUCCAGUAAAGUAAGACAGAUCGAGCAUGAGAUUCAUAACGUUUUGGCUUUAUUAACGCUCCGCUUCGCACGCAAUGUAAGACGAACAGUUGCCAGGCGAACACUUGAGGUGUUCGCUAUACAAUGCGCGUCUACAAAAUUCGCUUUUCAAAUCUACGUUGUGACUGAUAGUUGAGUUUUCGACGAUUUUUUUCUUUCUAAUUUACCUUUUUAUAAAUCUUUAGUCGUGGAUAUAUUCAGUAUACGCACAUACACAUAUGUAAUUUUAUCAUUUCGCAUCCCACUAAUAACUUGAAGUUCUUCGUUAUCAAUAGUGCGGCAGUAGUUUUGACUAAUAUCGAUUCGUAAUUGCCCCAUUACUAUUUUUUUUUGUAUAUUUUAUUUCAAUAGCGUAAAAAAAAGUAAUAAAAUUCAGUACAUAUACUCUUGGCUACCAUGUAGUAUUGCUCGCAUUCCGAGCGGGGCGACCGCGCGUCUGUGUGCUUAGCGCGAGUUAUUUAACGUUCUCGAUAGCGUAAAAGUUAACUCAUAUUUGUAUGGAAUGGGAUCGUUUGCGUACGUUUGCCGCUAGGGGCGCUGUUCCAACUGCAUACAAAAUUAGGUUAACUUUUACGCUAUCGAGAACGUUAAGAAACUCGCACUAAGCAUACUGAACUUCACAGCGCGUAUAAAACCGAAUCUGAUUUAAUUGCGUAUGUACAGCGCUUUCACCCAAUUAUUAACACGUCGUUUAUUCAUUAAUUAAAUGCGUCAUUGAAUAGUAUCAAAUAAAUGUAGGCCGCAACUGUGACGUCACGUACAUUAAUAGCAACGCUAGUUUUAGUGCCUCUUAAAGAGAAUUAAGUACAGUCGAUGACAGUCGUGAUUUUUGACAUUUGUGCGUGACGUCACCGUUCCAUAAGUAGUUUUGCUCGUUCAUUUCAUGCGUUUGAAAAAUUUGUCGCGGAUUGAGAAAUUAAAAAAAAAAACAAAAAAAAGCCUUCAGAUUUAAAUUUCAACCAAAUAUUUGUAAAAUUAUUUAUCGAACAAAGAAAGAAAGGUUUCAUUCGAAAUAAACAAUUCGUACAAAAACAUAUGGUAAAAACUUUAAUUGGGACCAAUAUAAUGAACAGCGAAAUUACCGAACGAAUGCACGUGUGAAUUAUAUUUUUUUUAUUUUUUUUUUUAUAUUGCAUCCUUCACAUUCAUGAAUUAUUUCAAUAUCUUUUUAACGUCAAAGCUGACGAGUAAAAUAUUAACCAUUUCGCUUUUAAGUAAAAUAUUUUACACACAUGCAUCGGUAAGAUAGUUUUUUAUUAAUAAGAAAUUAACGUAACGGAUAUGUUUUUCAUGACCUUAGUUAAGUUUUAUUUUAUUUAAGUAUCUAUUUAUUUAAUGCGACAUCAUUAUAUUUAAUGGAAAUCUCGACCAGUGCUCUGUCGUGGCUCUAUGGUUCUAAUCCUUUCUGUUCGUCCGUCAUACAGAUAGACAAGGGAUCUACCAUAGACAAUACUACACUUAAUGUACCUACCUAUACAUUACGGAUUUAAGGAAAUAGAUACAUUUGAGAAACGUAUCGAGAUAAUUUUAAGUAAUUUUAAAAUUUCACAUUUACUCAGUGUUGGCUUCAGACAAUUUUAGUUUUGGACUUUAAGUUUUUAUCUUGCAUAAAGUACGAUCAUCUUCUCGGUUACAAACUGGAGUUACUUUGUCGGUAUCACAUUAUAUUUAUUUAUUUAUGAUUUGUUAUAAUUAUUGAUUUGUAAACGUAGACCUGAAAUUGCGAUUAUAAAAUUGAAAUUUUAGCAAUUGAUGUCUUUAUGUGUUAAAGCAUCCACUGAGAAAGGUUUUUUUGUUAAUUCCACUCCUAUAAAUUUUUAAGGAUGAAUGGUUGGAUGGAAAUCCAAUAUUUUCAAAGUAAAAAACAUAUUUGCAUAUCAUAUUUAGUUACAUAUAAAAUCACGUAUACAUACAUACAAUAUAUAUACAUAGUUAUCUAUUUUAUUUUUCCGUUAAAAGGGUACUUAAAGAGUUGAAAGUUAAAACGGGAAGAUUGUCACUUUUGAAAGAAAAAGCACAAAAUUCAUUAUUAAAAUUUAAGGAAAAAACAAUACAAAUAUAAUAGCAGAAAUGUCUUUUCAGCACAAUACACUAAUUGUUCCGUUAGAAACCGAACGGCUUGCUUUUACGUUAAUUAUAAUUUAAUAUUAAAUAAUUAUUAUUUAUAAUAUACAAUUAAAUACAUUACCUCGAAAUAAAUACGUCACCCAGGUAUAAGAUUUCUAUAAAUAUUCAGAAUCGGUUCAGUAGGACCAUAGAUUAUCCAAUGCAACAAAGGAAUUUUUUUUCAUUAAGUUUUAUGGACUAAAGAGAGCCCUGGCUUCUUUGUAGGGUAGUUGCGUCGUCUAAUAUUCUACAUUUAAUAGUAAUCGCACGCUUAAUAAUAGACUAACCUAUUACGAUUUAGGUCCAAUGUAAGCAAACAUAGAUUUAUUAUAAAUCCUUUAUCUGCCAAUCUCAGAAUUUCUACGAUUAUUUUAUAUUCUAGACUAAAAUAGUGCUUAAAUCUUUAACUCUUUUACUUGUGGAAUUUUUGACAAGGCUUGUAAAGUAAACAUGACAGUGACAUAAACCAUUUUGGGUCUGAGAGUCUGAGAUUGUGACACAGUGAUGCCAACUCCGGGGUUUUCCCCCCGAAUUUAGGGGGAAAAAAUCUAUACAGGGAUUUUUUUAGGGGGUGAAAUUUUUUGGGGAUAUUUUUAGGGAUAAAAUGUUAUAUAGAAAAAUACUUAAAAAUACUAAAUAACUAUUGUUAUUCACUAAUUAUUUAUUAUUUUUAUUUAUUUCUUUACUUAUAUUGUAGUGAAUAAAUACUUGGCCCGUCGUUGGGGAGUUUUGUUUUGAAUUUAGUGGUUUUUGAAAUUGCUUUAGGGGGAAAGUUUUCAAAGUUGGCGACACUGUUGUGACAUUCGACUCGCGUUGUUGUUUUUAAAUUAGAGUGAUACAUAUAAGUUCGCAUUAUGUAAAAAAAUCGCAGGUAAAUCGUACUUAAAUGAAUUAUAAGAUUAUGACCAAUUUGAUUAUUAGGUCAGUUUGGUAGAAAAUGUGACAUUUAUCAUAAUUACAUUUUAGUAUCAAAAUUGCCUGAUCAAUUAUUCUUACAAUAUUAUUAUAUCGCUUAAUAUUUAUCAGACUAUUUUCGUUAAAGUAGAAAUAAUGAAAUCUGACAAGUUUUUAAUUACAAAAAUAUUUUGUUAUUUCUCAACGAUUUGCUUUUUUGAUUUAGGUCAGUCUAUUAUUAUCUAUGAGCGUGCCAUUUUGUAAUUGACUAAAUUAUUUAACGACUAAAAAGUAGUUCCUAAACUGAUGUCAGUAUUGGAGAUCUUUUUUUUGGCAAUUAGAUGUUUUUAGCAUUUUUUAAAUUGUGUUUAAUUUAUGAAUUUAUAUAUAUAUAUAUAUAUAUAGUUCUAAUUAUGGUGGUUGCAGUCAAUAACCUUAUUAAUUCUCAUGUUUGAAACAGUAUGAAAUUUAUUUAUAUCUUUAUAAAUUUGGUAGUAAGUUUAUAAAUUGCUUUUUAACUAUAUUUUGAUGUGUAUGAAAAGAAAUUGCUCACUGACUCAAUCUUAUCGAGUUCAAAAAACUUAAUAUGCAAUAAAAUUUAUAUAGUUACUUCAAUUUCAAGUAAAACUGUGACACUGAAGCUUAUUGUAGCUUAUUGCAGCUGGCAACAUUAUUGAUAUUUAUAGAUAUUUCUGACGAAUACAAGAUUGCCAACACAAAUGUAUGGGAUUAACGAAUUUUUAGGAUAUGUAUUUAUAUUAUUAUAAAUCAGAUGUAUUCAUUGUAAUGUUGUAUUGUGUUAGGAUUCAAUAGUUAAACCUUUGCACUCGAGAGGUUUACAAUUAACACUUAUUUUGGUGACAGAGUGUAGUCUCUCAAGUGUGACGUAUUAAUAAUGCAAACAUUGUAAAUAAUAUACGUUUAAUAAUGUGGAAAACGUUAUUUAUAAAAAGACAAGUCAUUUAAAGAACAAAAUUUUGUGUAUUUCACUUUGAAUCUGUUUUUUUAUUUAUUUCGAGUCUUAUAUAGUUUGUGUUACUCUAUCAAAUGCUAAUAAGAUGGAGACAGUCAUUCCAAAUAUAAAUGAUCAAACUCAUAUAAAUUGUAUCUAAUAUAAUAGUUUUGCUCUACUGAAGAAUUGUUUUAUGAAAUAAUUUCUUAUUGUUUUUAAGGCUAUAAAUUUUUUUCAGAUCCAAUAUACUAACAUCAACUUUUUUAAAUAUCUUCAUAAUAUAUAUCUUGACGUAUGUGGUAAACAUUAGAUUUCAAAUUUUGACAAUUUUGUUAACAACAUUAGAUUUGACGUAACAAUUAAAAUCUUUUUAAGUGCCUUUCUUAUAAAUCAAAAAGAAGUCGAAUGUAUUUUCAUAAGUAAACGAAUCUUGUUUUUAGAUCAGCCCAUAUUUUUGAAUCAGAUAUUCUAGUGCGUAUGAUUCCUCUAUAUGUAAACUGCAUAAAAACAUGUACACAUGUUGUUAAUGUAUAUGACAAUGCUCUUGUGAAACUGUUUUGAAAAAUAAAGAAUUUACAAAAAUGUG
This is a messenger RNA of Bombyx mandarina (wild silkworm), 8418 nucleotides long. RefSeq names its product sialin. Gene Ontology annotation, cellular component: membrane. The record is from RefSeq and is a predicted model, not a curated record. Gene Ontology annotation, molecular function: transmembrane transporter activity. Gene Ontology annotation, biological process: transmembrane transport; monoatomic anion transport. Lineage: Eukaryota; Metazoa; Arthropoda; Insecta; Lepidoptera; Bombycidae.